CUCAUGUGAGCAACAACAGCAGUGUUUUAAGGAGAGUAUAUAAUGCCAUAGGUCCCUUCUCCUUGUAGUCUUUCCCUUUCCUCCCUCUAGCUUUAUCCUCUCUCUCUCUCUCUCUCUCUCUCUCUCUCUCUUCUCUGGGCCUAACAGAACACACAUCCAAAGCCUUGACCAUCUCUUGCUAGAUUUGGUGGCUGAUCUUUCUGCUCGUCGCUUAGGAUUGGGGAGUUGAGAGGAGGAGGAGGAGGAGAAGGAAGGAGGAGAAGAGAAGGAUCUGGGGAGGGGGAAGAUGACUCCACCAACUAAUGUGGCAGGCCAAUUUGGAGACACCACUUACACCAAGGUAUUUGUUGGGGGGCUUGCUUGGGAGACCCAAAGAGACACCAUGAGUAAAUACUUUGAGCAAUUUGGGGAGAUCCUCGAGGCUGUUGUCAUCACUGAUAAGAACACAGGAAGAUCCAAAGGCUAUGGAUUUGUUACAUUUCGCGAGCCGGAGGCUGCCAUGAGAGCUUGCAUAGAUCCUUCUCCCGUCAUCGAUGGAAGGAGGGCUAACUGUAACCUUGCCUCCUUAGGGCUUCAAAGAUCUAAACCUACAACACCUCUUCAUGGAGGGAGCAGGAACUUUAGGGUCGUGAAAUCUUUUCAGGCAGGCCUUCAAGGUGGGAUGGGAACAGCUUUUGCUUCGGCUGCUGCUGCUGCUGCUGCCGCCUUCCCUCAUUAUGCCAUCCAACAAGGGCUUCCUUAUUAUGUCUAUGGGUUCUCACCAUAUUCCGCUGAGUACAACUACGCUACGUCUGAUCACCAGAGCUACUACAACAUGUAUGGUGGAGCAGCCACUCAAUACCCACUCUACGGAGGAGCAGCAACUGGGGUGGCCGCUGGAACCACCGGCUACUACCCAUACUUCCAGUUUGGACAGGGCGGCGCCGCCGCGGCUUAUCCUCAUCAGGGUCAAGGAUACGGCAUGCAGUACCCUCAAAUGCUCCAGUACUCUGCAAUGACCACCACGGCGGGGGUGACGGGCUUCCCGUCCUCCCUGCUGCAUGGAGCUCCCGUGUCCCUCGCCAUGAGCCCCGCAGCACAGUGUCUUCUGCUCUAAAACAGGCAUGACAAUGGCUCUCACAGCUCCAACCCUGCCGAGUCCAACACCCCAUCACUACAGACACAUUCCCGCUCACUUCGCUGCACCUACCGCACCAGAGCAUCCCUUGGCCUAACCAUGGUUCUUCUUCAUCCUCCAUCCUUAUUCCCAUUACCUGUCUGUGAGUCUGUCCAUCGUCUCUAACACAAGUCCCAGGUUUCCACCCCAUGGUCUUCCGCAGACCAAAUCGAGUCCCACAGGGGCAAACAGUGUCAGUCGAGCUCAAGACUGGAGGAGCACAACUACAAGUACUCCAAAUCCAUUACUUGAUGCUGCACUAGCUGUGCAGUGUCCACUCCUUUAUCCCCUGGUCGGGGUUAAAUCAUCUCCAUCUAAUCCUACUGCCCUGAGAUGGGCUUAUACACUGUUACAGAGAAGCAUUUCAAGUCUUCUAUGACCUUCACUGAUCAACCCAACCCUAUAUGUCAACUGCACCAGUGUGAUCAACCACAAGAAGUCAACUUGCCUAGGGAAAGGCAAGAUGAACUCACUAACCCUCUGUUCUGUUGACUUAGCUUCUGUGUGAACAUUUGUGGCUAAACUCCAUGGGGAGUUUUAGCUCCAAAAUCCAGGGAGGUGUAGAGAAGAGCUGGUGUUUGUUUUUGGCAUGGCGCUCUACUCCCUGUUCCAGCUGACAGUACUAUGAACUCCACAUAUGGCUGUGGAGUUCUGACCCUCGAGAUAUAUUUUUAGUCUCAUGGGUUCUUCCUCUCCCUAACUAACACUACUGCUUCUACACCACCAUGGUUAGGUCCAAGAGCCUCAUCACUCUCUCUCUCUUCUGCUGCUUAAAGUUAGAGGAACUUAUGUUACUGUUGCUGCUGGUUCUCUCUCUCUCUCUCUCUCUCUCUCUCUCUGUUUAGGAUUAGAGAGACUCAGAGACUUGUAUUCCUAAUAUCCUAUGUACUAAGAACUGGAUCUUGUAAUAACUAGGUAGGCAUGCUACUUUAUCAGAUACCCUUCUGCAAUCCACUGCUGCUAAUAGUUUCAAGUAGCUUGAUUAUUA
Messenger RNA from Musa acuminata AAA Group (dessert banana), 2144 nucleotides. RefSeq lists its product as uncharacterized. NCBI's taxonomy places the organism in Eukaryota, Viridiplantae, Streptophyta, Magnoliopsida, Zingiberales, Musaceae. Bases 287 to 1096 code for a protein of 269 amino acids. Gene Ontology annotation, molecular function: RNA binding. The transcript is spliced from 6 exons. The record is from RefSeq and is a predicted model, not a curated record.